Molecule: messenger RNA, 2020 nt
Organism: Terrapene triunguis (Three-toed box turtle)
Lineage: Eukaryota; Metazoa; Chordata; Testudines; Emydidae
Gene: GTF2A1
Product: general transcription factor IIA subunit 1
Exons: 9
Coding region: 870-1991 (373 amino acids)
Biological process (GO): transcription initiation at RNA polymerase II promoter; transcription by RNA polymerase II
Cellular component (GO): transcription factor TFIIA complex
Source: RefSeq, a predicted model, not a curated record
AAUCUUAUUUUGCUCAUAGUUUCAAUAACAUGUUCCGGAAGUUACUUCUGUGGGUUAAUUAUGCCUUGUGUAAAAAUGUAUUUCCUCUUGCCAGUUUUUUUUUAAAAUUUACCCCCACUCAUUCUCAUAUGUUGUUCCUAUGCACUAUGGAGACAGAUGCCUCAGACAAGCAGGGCUAGAUCCAUAGAUCAGCUGCUACCUGCUAGCAGAUUAUGAUAUAUACUGUGAUGUGAGAGACGAUGCUAACAAUAUUCAGUGUCACAGUCACGGCCCCUAUUCUCCAGUGUGUUGGACUGUGUACACCUCCCGAGUUCUGACACCUCGGCCAGGGAGCUCGCUGCAGGCCCCCACUCCCGGCCAAUGACAGGCCGAAUCGCUGCGCGUGUCCGGAGGUCGUGGUGGUGGCCCCUAGGCUACAGCGCCGGGCAGAGGCACUAAGAAAGCAGAAGAACCUUCCCUUCCGCCUCGGUAGGUCUGAGCGCGGGAGCAUAUAACGUGACCUCUCCGCCACUUCCGCCUCAGUAGAUGUCAUGGCGGCGGAGCCAGCCUCACACGUGACCGCGGGCGGGCGGAGCUCUGUCCCACACGCUCUCGCGCGCAGCCUCGCUUUCCCCCCGCCCGCGUCCCCCUCUCGCCCUGGCCGCUCGCGCAGCUGCUCGGCUCUUGCUAUAUAAAGGGGCGAAGCGGGCAGAGCGGGCGGCUGGUGGCGGCGGCUGCAGCCCGAGGGCCGGCGAACGAGGCCGGGCCAGGCCGCGGGGCUCCCCGUGUGCCGGGGCGGGACGCGUGGGGCUCGGGGGGGACGCGCCGGGCAGGUUUAUUGUUUUAGGGGCGACUCCGCCGCGGUGGGGGUGUCCCGGGGGGCUCGGGACAUGGCGAGCUCGACUAACACAAACCCCGUGCCUAAACUGUACAGGUCCGUAAUUGAAGAUGUCAUCAAUGAUGUCCGAGAAGUUUUUCUGGAUGAAGGAGUAGAUGAACAAGUCCUUUUGGAACUCAAAACACUGUGGGAGAACAAGCUGAUGCAGUCCAAGGCUGUAGAUGGGUUUCAUUCAGAAGAACAGCAACUUUUGUUGCAGGUUCAGCAGCAGCAACAGCAGCAGCAGCAUCAUCACCACCAUCAUCAUCAUCAUCCACAACCACAGCAGACUGUGCAGCAGCAAUCCCAGACACAACAAGUCCUUAUUCCUGCAUCCCAGCAAGCACCUCAGCAGCAGGUUAUUGUGCCAGAUUCAAAGCUGAUACAGCACAUGAAUGCAUCAGGCAUGAGUGCAGCUGCCACAGCAGCUACCUUGGCUUUGCCUGCUGGUGUUACUCCUGUUCAGCAGAUACUUACAAAUUCAGGCCAGAUCCUGCAGGUAGUUAGAACUGCAAAUGGAGCUCAGUAUAUCAUUCAGCAACAGCAGCCCGUGGUUCUACAGCAACAGGUUAUACCACAGAUGCAGCCGGGUGGUGUACAAGCUCCUGUUAUACAGCAGGUUUUGGCUCCUCUCCCUGGAGGGAUCUCCCAGCAGACAGGAGUGAUUAUUCAGCCGCAGCAAAUCCUAUUUACAGGGAACAAAACACAGGUCAUACCCACAACAGUGGCAGCUCCUACACCGGCACAAGCACAGAUUACUGCUGCCGGUCAGCAGCAACCACAGCAACAGGCGCAACCACAAGCACCACUUGUACUCCAAGUUGAUGGAGCUGGAGACACAUCUUCUGAAGAAGAAGAAGAUGAGGAAGAAGAUUAUGAUGAUGAUGAAGAGGAAGACAAAGAAAAAGAUGGAGGUGAAGAUGGCCAGGUUGAAGAGGAGCCCCUUAAUAGUGAAGAUGAUGUGAGUGAUGAGGAAGGACAAGAGCUGUUUGAUACAGAGAAUGUUGUCGUAUGUCAGUAUGAUAAGAUCCAUAGAAGUAAAAACAAGUGGAAGUUUCACCUCAAAGAUGGCAUAAUGAAUCUCAAUGGAAGAGAUUACGUAUUUUCCAAAGCCAUUGGAGAUGCAGAAUGGUGAAGUUUUUAAAACAAAAAACUAGAAAAAAA